Messenger RNA from Mytilinidion resinicola, 1917 nucleotides. RefSeq names its product HPC2-domain-containing protein. The annotation marks the transcript as partial. The record is from RefSeq and is a predicted model, not a curated record. The transcript has 2 exons. Lineage: Eukaryota; Fungi; Ascomycota; Dothideomycetes; Mytilinidiales; Mytilinidiaceae.
GAGCCUAAGGACCCCGCCGCGCCGCCCGUGCCCCGCAAGAAGCGCCAGAAGGUCGAGCCGCCGCAGCAUGAAGAGAAGCCGCUGCAGCCCCACCCGCCUGCAACCCGCCAGCCCAAGCUCACCGAGCUGGUGAGCGUUAUCCAGCCCGAUCGUCCAUCGCCAACGCCUACGCCAGCUCCGGUACAGGCUCCACGCCUCUCCGGCAAUCCAGAGGCCUUCCAGAACCCAAACGUGUCGCAUCUUAAUGUAGCUCCCUCAACUCCCCGUCCGGCGUCUAGCGGUCAGGUCUACGAUCCCAUCCGCGGCGGCUUUGAAUCGAAACCCCCAGCUUCAACCUCUAGCGCUCCCCCUCUCUCUCCGCCUUUAAACCGUGCGAGUGCUUCUCCCUCCAUCACGUCCUUGAUCGACCCACCAAGCUCGUCUUUCAACCAAGCAUCACGUUUUCAACAUCCAUCCGUAACCUCUGCUCCUGCCUCACCUGCGCCCCUGGCAGCCCGUCCCCCGCAACUGGCAUCAUCGGCUGAACAGCAUCUCGUCCCACGUCCAACGAACAUGAUCGGCUCCACCCCCAUGGACCUCGACCCUACCGACUCUCAUCUUCAACGGUCCGUGCCAAUGAAGAAAUCAGACUCUUCGGCCGGCACUACCCCUCCCGUGAAGCCAGCUCGUCAAAAGGAACAGCCACCACCGCUGCCAACAGGAAGCGGACUGCUCUCCGGCACCCCUUUCGGCCCAACUCCUGCCAACGGCGCGCCCGCCGGUACCCAUGGCACCAACAUAUGGCUUACCUUCCCGCUAAAGGGCCAAACACACACCACCAUCAACUUCGCACGCGAGGUCGAGAAGAAGUACGGCUUUGCUGCCCUUCAUCCUCGCAUCGCCGCCCGCCGCGAACGCCAGCGUCAGAUCAGAGCAGCAGGCGCCGCCCUCGAGAAAGCCGAUGGUACCGGGUCCGCUGACGACAUGAGUCUUGAUCUGAGCGAGGAUGAGGUCGGCAGUAAUGUUGAGAUGGGUGGGAUGGACGGCGAUGAGAAUAACUCAAACACGAAUGGGGAUGGGAAAAAGAAGAGGAGGAGGAAGGUGGAGGAUUAUGAUAAGGAGGAUGACUUCAUCGACGACACGGAACUCGCGUGGGAGCAGCAGGCGUUAAUGGCUAAGGAUGGGUUCUUCGUUUAUUCUGGUCCUUUGGUUACGGAGGGGGAGAGGCAGGUCGUUGAGAGAGCCGAUGGUACCGUCAAACGUGGCCGAGGACGAGGACGGGGUGGCUCAACACGCGGCGAAACUUCUGGACGCGGACGCGGUCGAGGCGGCGGACCUGGCUCCCGUGGCGGCACCACCGUCCGCAAACCUCGCGUCACGAAAGCAGACCGCGCACAAAUGGAGAUUGAGAAGCACAAUCGCGAGCAGCAGGCCGCCAAUCUCGCCGGGAAGCUCGCUCCUGGCGGUGGCAUGAACGCCGGCGCUAUGCCAGGAGGCGGCGUUGGCGUCGGGCUAGGCGGUGGUGUUGGCGUGGGCGUUGGUGCGUAUGGAGGGAGUGUGGGGAUGUAAUACGCAUUACAUCUCGCAACUCUCGUUCUCCAUACCCACUUUCCCAUCAUCGAAGGCCUCACAUCAAAGGAGGAGGAAACACUUGCAUAUGUCAGCCCACUGUUUUGCUAACAAAGAUCUGUUUUAUCUGGGUGUAGCGACUACAAGCGACCUUUCGAUAUCGAAUCUUCCUUCUUCAUCCACAUCUACUACCAUAAAUUCGGCUUCCAGGCAUAGUAAUAUUACCCUCGACUCUCCUACCACGGAAACCACCCCAAGAUCACACCAGACACUUUCACCACCUGUUUCACGCCCUCUACCUUCUCAAUCUGUAUCAUCUGGAUCCGUACCGUCUAAAAUAGGCCUUUCCAUACCGGAACUUCUCUCCUC